Prorocentrum cordatum is the source of this 3303-nucleotide messenger RNA. NCBI's taxonomy places the organism in Eukaryota, Dinophyceae, Prorocentrales, Prorocentraceae. The record is from the annotation of a GenBank genome assembly.
AUGCUGGCCUUGCUCGCCAGCUUGCCGAUGUUCGCGGGUGAGGCCAAGACGCUCCUCGCCGCCAAGGAGCGUUGCGACGCGGCAGCCUCGGCGGCCGAGGCGGUUGUGGCAGCGGAGGCCACCCUGGCACGUGCCCAGCAGAGGGCCGAGGAAGCCACGGUGGCCCAGAUCGUCGCGCAGCAGGCCCAUGACAAAGCGGUCGCUGCUGUCGCGGCCAAGGCAAACAUCAAGCAGGUCCCCGGCGGGUACACUGCAGACGACAAGCGCGUGGUCUUCGCCGUGGACGACGCGCUCUUCUCCGACCUCAGCGAGUUCGACGAGACGCAGCAGGCCGAGCUCCGCGCGUUCGAGGCGGAGAUCAAGCAGAGGAUCGACCAGGUGGCGGCGAUGCAGGCGGAGGUGCACGCGCAGUACGACAAGGUGCGCGCCCUCCGCAACUCCCCGCCGAAGCGCCAGCGGGCCAAGGAGGACGGCCUCAAGGCGGCCCUCGCCAAGGCCCGCUCCGACUCUGUGGCCAAGGCGAAGGGCAAGGGCUCGGCCAGUGCUUCGAGCGCUGGUUCCGACUCCAAGCUCUUCUUCGCCAACAUCUCCGAGUGGGGCCCCACCGCGAAGGGCUUCAUGAGAGGCCAGGCGCCCUCCUACGACCUCGUCGCGUUCUGCGAGACGCACGUCCUGGGAGAGCAGCUGGCCACCGCCAAAUCCGAUCUUGGCAAGGACGGGUGGAAGGUGACGGCCACCCCUGCAGUAUUGACUGGAAGGUCUGAUGCUGGCAACACAGGUGGAGAAUGGGUAGUCUCGCGCAAGUCAGUCUGCACCACCUCCUUCGAGUCCUGGCGCCAAGCAGAGCUUCAACGCACAGGUAAAGAUUGUUUCCGAGGAUUCGCUCCUCUCCUGUGGCACACGCGCGUCGGCAACAUAGUGGUUGUCUCCUGUUACUUGCUUCCUGGCCACAAGUUCAAGGGCCCGAACGAGCAGAUGCUGAUCCGCCUUGCCUCGUUCUUGAAGCAGAUCAAAGAUCCCUGGAUCCUGGUUGGCGACUGGAAUGCGGUUUCGUCUGAUUGGUCCAAGACUGCCUGGAUCUCCAAGCUCGGGGGCAACAUCUGCGUGCCCAUCAACGGCCAGGUCACGUGUAACAAGGGCCGCGGCUCCCUCAUCGACUACGCGAUCGUGAAGGAGGGCCUGGCCGACAGCAUCCGUGUGCAUAUUGUCCCUGAGGUCCCAUGGCGUACGCACGCUGGGAUAUGCGUCACGCUCAAGGGGGGCAAGAAGGCGUGGUGGCAUCGCAGCCUCAGAGCCGCCCAGCCUCUGCCGGCACUCCCGAGGCCUGUCCGCGCGGCUGACCCGAACAGCAAGCGGCAGAAGGCCAUCGCCCAGGCGAAGCAGCGCCGCCGCCAGGAGCUCGACGACUACCUGCAGGAGGCGUACGCCGACCUCUACGACCACGAUGAAGCCCCUCCAGCACCAGCUGCAGGACCUGCGUUCAACAUCCCCUUGGAGUGCUGGCAGGCCGCCAAGGACAAGCCGUACGAAGGCACCCCCGCACAUCGGCCUCAUUUCCUGCUCGAUCGGGAUCCCGAAGUACGUGGCGAUGUUGGCCUACGCUACGGGCGAUGGGUCCAAGCAGUGGAGGAGGCAACGAUAGCACACCACGAGCUUCCAGCAGGUGAUGCCAAGAAGUGUCGUGGCAGGGCACAAGGAUACGAUAUUGAAUGGAAAAUCACGCGAGCCACCCCGUCCAGGCCCCACUUGAGAGACCCGCUACUCGAAUGGUGGAACCUGUGCACGUCACUACUCUCGAGAUUGGGCAUCUUCCGACGGACGGCUCGAGUUCACGACAACGCCUACACGAUGACCAAGCUCCUCGAGUUGCUGGACGUUGGCCUGGACAGCGACUUCCAGAAGCCCUUCGGCGACGACGACCAGUUCUGGACCUGGGUUGCGGCGAUCCAGCAGAUUGGCACUGCCGACGAUGAGGAGUUCGACGCCAUACUCCAGCAGGCGGAGUCCUACAAGAGCAGAGCCAUCGGCCUCUCGUUGUCCAAGGCUCGCAAGGGAUUCCAGGCCUGGGCCACCAAGAUGUGGAAGGAGUCGCCAGGAAUUCUACACCGCCACGUGAAAGGGGUACCUGACAAGCCCGACGAGAUCAUUGCUGACUCCAAGGUCUUCGCCACCCCUGAUGAGAUGAUGGACAAGCGUGCAGAUGAUUGGAACGAGAUAUGGAGCGACGACACGAUGGUCCCUGCCAAGAUCAUCGACGGCCUCCAGUACGUCAUGGGCAGGGCCGACACCCAGGACCUCGAGCAGCUCACCGCCGAGCGCAUGAACAGCGCGCUGGGCUCCAUGAGUGGCAAGAAGGCCAAGGGGGUCGACGCCAUGGGCCCCAUCGAGGUGCAGCGGCUGCCUGCUGAGGCCCGCCAGGAGCUGCUCGAGCUGGUGAAGCACAUCGAGCGCGUCGCCAUGUGGCCGCACCAGCUCUUCAUGGCGAUCGCCGCCGUCGCCCCCAAGCCGAAGGGGGGCGACAGGAUCCUGGGCCUGCUCCCGUUCCUGCCCAAGUUGUGGAGCAAGAUGAGAAGUGCUGACUCCCUGGACUGGACGGUGGCCAUGGACGAGCAUUGGGACAGCGAUCCGUGGCUCGUCUGCCCUGCAGGUUUUCCUGCUCUCAUCCUCGCGCUGGAGUUGCAGCUGUUCCUUGCCCCGCGGCACCUCAAGGACAGGCUCUGGCUGAGCAAGGCGAUUCAACCUGAGAAGAGUCUAGUGGCAGGCUCGCUGCAGAGUGGACGCUUCGCGAAGGCGUUCAUGGGCCCCAUGCUGGACAGGGCCCACAUCAACUACGGGCUCAGGAUCCUACUCCGCACCUUCGUUGACGACACGGUGGUUCGGGCAGAGGGGACAGCGCACGAGGUCGGCUCGCUGAUGAUCGACUCCUGCACGUCCUUGGCCAGCGACUUCGUGGACGCAGGGCUCAAGAUAAGCCCGAAGACGGUGGUCGUUGCUUCGUCCUCGAGCUUGGCAGCCCGAAUCACUGCCGGCCUGAUCGAUGUUGGCAUCCCUGUGACACCUGUCCGCCACGCUGUGGACCUCGGUGCUGACACGACCUCGGGCCGAUCACGGACCAGAACCAAGGCGAGGGAGCGCUUCAUGAAGGCCAAGAAGCGCACCUCCGCCAUCAUGAGGAUGAGGCGCCACGCCAGCCUCCGCGGCAUCACCAAGGGCCUCUGGAGCAUGGGGUCCAAGCCGCAGGGCACCUACACGCACCAGACGUUCGGAAUCCCUGGCUACGAGCUGGUGCAGAUCCGCCGCCAG